AUGGCUAUUUUUAAAAGGUCUGGGACAGAUGCUGUUGACAGGUUAUAUUUUUCUGAAAGAAUAUUAAUGAAUGUCAGUGAAUUAUGUUUAAGGUAUGCAGUGGAUUCAGGCCUUUGGAAUGCCCAGAAGGGCACCAUUUCUCAGGUGGCGUUAGUUACAAGUGUUGGUUUUGGUGUGCACGUACGUCCCUGCAGGACCCAGGAUGGGGAGACAGCCCUUCAGCUGGCCAUCAGAAACCAGCUGCCACUUGUGGUGGAUGCCAUAUGCACCCGAGGAGCUGACAUGUCCGUGCCUGAUGAGAGGGGGAACCCCCCACUGUGGCUCGCUCUGGCAAAUAACCUGGAGGACAUUGCAUCCACUCUGGUCAGACAUGGCUGUGAUGCCACCAGCUGGGGUCCAGGACCUAGUGGAUGUCUUCAGACACUGCUGCACAGAGCUAUUGAUGAAAACAAUGAAUCCAUCGCCUGCUUUCUUAUUCGAAGUGGCUGCGAUGUGAAUAGUCCCAGACGACCUGGUGCUAAUGGAGAAGGAGAGGAAGAGGCCAGAGAUGGCCAGACCCCCUUGCAUUUGGCAGCAUCCUGGGGACUGGAAGAAACAGUACAGUGUCUUCUGGAGUUUGGUGCCAAUGUAAAUGCACAGGAUGCAGAAGGAAGGACGCCUGUCCACGUGGCCAUCAGCAACCAACACAGUGUCAUCAUUCAGUUGUUGAUUUCUCACCCUGACAUCCACUUGAAUGUACGAGACAGACAAGGCCUGACCCCUUUUGCCUGCGCCAUGACCUACAAGAACAACAAGGCCGCUGAGGCCAUUCUAAAACGCGAGUCCGGGGCUGCAGAGCAGGUGGAUAACAAGGGCCGGAAUUUUCUUCACGUGGCAGUUCAGAACUCUGAUAUUGAAAGUGUCCUGUUCCUGAUCAGUGUCCAAGCUAAUGUGAAUUCCAGAGUCCAGGAUGCUUCCAAGUUGACCCCUUUGCACCUUGCUGUCCAAGCCGGCUCAGAGAUUAUCGUCCGCAAUUUGCUUCUUGCAGGAGCCAGAGUGAAUGAGUUAACCAAGCACCGCCAGACUGCACUGCAUCUGGCUGCCCAGCAGGACCUACCCACCAUCUGCUCAGUCCUCUUGGAGAAUGGCGUGGACUUUGCUGCUGUGGAUGAGAAUGGAAAUAAUGCUCUUCAUCUUGCUGUCACGCACGGUCGGCUCAACAACAUCCGGGUCCUCCUGACAGAGUGCACCGUGGACGCCGAAGCCUUUAAUCUAAGAGGCCAGUCGCCACUGCACAUUUUGGGACAGUAUGGCAAAGAGAAUGCAGCAGCCAUCUUUGAUCUCUUCUUAGAGUGCAUGCCUGAGUAUCCUCUAGAUAAACCAGAUGCAGAAGGAAACACGGCGCUUCUCCUAGCGUACAUGAAGGGGAAUGCUAACCUGUGCCGUGCCAUCGUCCGAUCUGGGGCUCGCCUUGGGGGUGAACAAUAACCAGGGGUCAACAUUUUCAACUACCAGGUUGCCACCAAGCAACUUCUGUUCAGACUAUUAGAUAUGCUGUCCAAGGAGCCUCCGUGGUGUGACGGCUCCAACUGCUAUGAGUGCACUGCCAAGUUCGGAGUUACAACUCGAAAGCAUCACUGCCGUCAUUGCGGACGUCUUCUUUGCCAUAAAUGUUCGACCAAGGAGAUGCCCAUUAUAAAGUUUGAUCUGAACAAGCCUGUGCGAGUCUGCAACAUUUGCUUUGAUGUACUAACUUUGGGCGGCGUCUCUUAGCCCCUAGGAGGGUCCAGGCCACCUCCCAGUCACCUCCCCAGCAGCUGCUCUGCUCACCAGCCUGACCCCACCCGGAGCAGGAGCUGGCAGGCAUCUUCCUUCGGCAGUGGAGUGGAACAGACAACUGAGGACCAUGGUGUGAUAGACACGUUUCAGAUGACUGUAUGACUGUCCGUUUGUCAGACUGUGAUUGAGUUCAGUAGAUGUCUCACUAAUUGGACCAGGCCUUUUGCCUAGGUGGUAAACAUGGUAGGAAUUAGAUCCCAUUCUGCUAGCAACGUACAAGAACACUUUGAAAACCACUUUCCCUCCCAGUAGCCUCCUGUCCAUCUCAGAGCAUUUGUGAAGUCUUCCCACCUGGCCGGACUUCCUAGGCAGAGCCUAGCAAUAGGAAGCUGGCGCCUGGCUGCUCCAAGAGAGCUAGCUGGCUUUACUCUAGGGUAAGUGGCUUUGGACUUGUCUGCACGGUGUUUUCAUAAAGAUUAUAGGAUCCUCUUACCCUGAAAUCUUCAUUAUUAUUUUUUUUUUUUAGAAAGCUAAGCUGUAUUUAUAGUGAGCUACCCCUUUAAAAAAAGGUGAAAUCUUUCUAAACAGGGUUCAAAGAUGGGAGCUGAAACAUUGUGGCCUUAACAACUGAAAGCUUUACUAGUGUUCAUGCUACUCGGUGUCAUUAGUGCGGUUGGACAGCUUGACACCUCCUAGCAGCCGUCCCCUCCUCUCAUCUUGCCAUGUCCUGUCUGUGGACCUCCAUCGCUCUGCCACUAGGGAGUGGUGGGGGAAAUGCACUUUUAUUGUGCCGCACUUUUUAUAUAGCUUCAUUAUUGGUGAUUCCAAUGUAAAAACCCAUACUCAGAAAGUACAUCCAUGCAUCAGUGAUUCUGCUGAUCAGUUUUACCUGGAACUCAGCUCACACUAAGUCUUAACAGAGAAGCUCCUGCAGAGUGUCACUUGGAGCAAGAGAGUCACACAGGCCAAGGGAUGAGAAGGGGGGGUCCCCAGCCUCAGCCUGGAAGGUCCCAUCUCCUUGACAUGAAUGCUUCUUGCUGAAACCUUCCCUAGUUAUGCUGUGAGUGCUGUUGGUCCCAGGUCCCAGUUCUGUGGAGCUUGCCCUGCCCCGUAAGAGCCAGCAGCUGAAACCCUGGCCAGACAUGUGUGACCUGGUUCGGGAAGGCUCUGGCCUGGGUGCUUGAAGGAGGUCCCAGAGCUUACUGGGCCUUAGUUGUUGCUAGUACAUGCAUUACCCCUGAGGUUAAACUGCACAUUUAAAAAGAAACUUUUACCACUGCUUUAAAAACACACAAAAAUUCUGAGAUGAACAAUAUGUGUUGUAGUUGUACUCAGAGAUUAACAAUCUCAAUCAGACAUACUGAUUUUUCAGACAUUUAAUAACCACUACAUUCUGCAUUAAUGAAGUAUGGAUAUGUGUAAAAGGGACUAAAUAUUUUUUGCAACAGCCUGCUUUUUUGUUUGUUUGUUUUUGGAAAGUGGUAUGUCCUCCAUGUUGCUGUACAUUUAUACAUUCUAUUGCCUAAAUAUGUGUAAAAUGAGUUGAUAAACCUGAGUGCUACUUUUUUUUAAUAUUCCUGUGAUUUAUAAGAUAUAUAUGCUUUCUCUGUUAAUAUGAGCUUGUGCACAAUGUUUAAAAGAAAAAUUAGAAGAGUUGGGGAACUAAAAGUCUAUGACAUUUCCUACAGAAUUUUUAUAGAAAAACAACUAGCGUAGGCAAACUUUUGACCACGUGAGGCAUGUGGUCAGUUUCCAUUUUCUGUUGUUGCCUGAAGAGGGCCACAAGGAAGGAGGGCUCAGCCGGCUUGGCUCUUUAGUUCUGUAAAGCAAGAUGGUUAUGUUUCAGAUACGAAAUGAGGUGGCCGGUACUUUUAUACUUGUUCUUUAAUGUUCGUGGUGGACUGAGGAUGGGAAUGCAGUCAGGGAUGAGGCUGACUGUCCUGCCCCUGCCCUCCCAUACCAACCUCAGUAACAGUCUUGCCUCUGAUUGCACUUACAAUCAUGUUGCAACUACGUGGAGUCACGCUUCUGCUUCUCCCGAGUCGAGGACAGCUAUGGUACCGAGCAGCCGCGGAGCAGGGGCACAUUGUGUGCGCUCUGUGUUGAGGUGGUUGUAGACCUAGAGAAAGCACCUUUCCAUGGCCUUAGGAAAUGUCCCUGACCUUGGUGAUGACCCUGGGCCUUGCUCCCCGGGUUCCCUGAGCGGGGCUGCCCCGUGGCCCUCCCGUGCACUGCCCGGGCUGGGACUUCUCAUGCUCUCAGUCCCCAUUGUGCUCUCCAAGAUGACCAGACUUGACUACAGAACUCUAGCUGUUCUUGUUAAAUUUUAAUUCAUAGCUCAAAUACUAGUAGGAAAAAUUAAUUUUAUUCAUUCAGAAAAUUACCAAUUGUGAAUAAAAACAGGAAGAAUAAACUUUCUUGAAACAUAAUUUUCUGCAUCAGUCAACACUGUUACACUGAACUAGCUUUUUAAAUGUCUCUUGUGUUAACAAUUUUUUUAAAAAACGAAGGAAUAAACCAUGUGCUAUACAUAAAUCCAAUGGCUAAAUUGCUGUGAUCCUCUAACACAGAAGUUUCCCACAAACUUAAGUGCCUCCAUGUAGGACUUUUUAAAUUGUCGGUUAUCUUUGUAGUGGUGUCUCACUGAUUGCUGUGCUAGAACACGUGUUCCAUUGGGAGUGUGUUGCCUAUGCACUGUCAACUUCAAUUACCAACUUAGUGGAAGCUGGAUCAGAUUGCUCAGCUCACCUGGCAUGUUCUCUCCAAGAGUGGGGUCCCUGUGACUGUUAGUCCUCUACCUCAGAGCCCUGAGUCACUUCUGACUGCCCUGUUCAGCUUCCUCACUCUUCUCCCUGAAUGGGGUCCCUGCAUGGAGCUCAGCGUGCUUGUGGGACCACCACAGCUCCCAAUUCAUGCCCACUGCCUGCUGUAUUGAACAGUAUUGUGCUGGUCUUGUCUGUAGGCAUGGAAUGGAGGGGAAGUCUUGAGAGGGGGAGAGCCUUGAUCUCCAUCCUGGUUUCUCUGAUCUGGAGAAAAAGAACAACUGUCGAACUAUGUAAUGCUUAGACGUGAAGGCAGAGUAACUCCCCAGGUGACAGCCUGAGCAAGUAGGUACACUCUUCCACGGACAGACCCACUUGGAGUCACAGGUUGAGAUUGAGAAGGAGCUCCUGAACAAGCUUCCUUCCAGGACCUGGGAUUGCUUCCCUCAGGACAAGCCCCAGAAGAGCUGGGCAUUCAAGCCCAGCCCUUGUGAUCAGAAGUACCAACACUCCCCACUCCCCGCUGAGCAGAGGAGGAAGCAGAGGGGCAACAACUUUCCAAAGAGGUUUGGAAGCCACAUUCUCCUCUUGUGGAAGUAAUUCAGUGAAGAGCUGAUAGUCUGACAAGAUACUAACUAAACACUAUUAAAUUCCCAGACGUUAUCAUAAAUGCCUUAAAGACUUUGUUAGAUCAUUGCCUGUAUGGUUUCUUUCUGUGUGGAGUAGAUAAUGUACUAACCUGUUACAGCUGACGACACUGGUCUUCUGUAGCGAGGAAGUCUCAAGUUGGCAGGCUGCUUGACUUAAUGACUUGUUCUUUGGCAGAUGUGGAGAGUUGGCAGGUAACCGAGGCAAAGGGCAGGAACUGGGCAGAAAGUGCAGGAGCACAUUUGGGUUGGUCACCUUGGCUUUCAAGCCAUUUGAGGUGGUGCUCAGUGUGGGGCGAGGGCAUCAUACAGGACCAUGGCACUUAUCAGCAUUGUAUCUUUGGAGUCCGUGUAAUGGAAUGUAUUUUUCAAAUACUGAUAUUUGCAUUUUCUGUAACAAUUCCUUACAAUAAAAUGAG
Messenger RNA from Phyllostomus discolor (pale spear-nosed bat), 5586 nucleotides. RefSeq names its product ankyrin repeat and FYVE domain containing 1 (gene ANKFY1). The record is from RefSeq and is a predicted model, not a curated record. Bases 1 to 1467 code for a protein of 488 amino acids. Lineage: Eukaryota; Metazoa; Chordata; Mammalia; Chiroptera; Phyllostomidae. The transcript has 11 exons. Gene Ontology annotation, molecular function: protein binding.